AUGAAGAAAAAAACUCGGCCCACUGACUCAGCUUGCUCGACUGACCAAAAAAUCAGUCCAAAGCGUCGCCGCAACAGUUCGCCUGGAGUUCGACUCAUCCAUAACCGAAUCUAUGAUUCUCAUAUUGGAAAGACUUGUCACCAGUGUAGACAAAAAACAGUGGACUUUGCAGCAUCAUGCAAGAGAAAGAUUAACCAGAAACAAUGUACUAUCCAUUUUUGUCACAAAUGCCUCUUGAACAGAUAUGGAGAAAAGGCUGAGGAGGUUGCCUUGUUAAAUGAUUGGAAUUGCCCGAAAUGUAGAGGAAUUUGCAACUGUAGUUUUUGCAUGAAGAAGCGAGGUCACCAGCCCACCGGAAGACUUGUACAUGCAGCAAAGGCGAAUGGGUUUGCGUCAGUCUCGGAUAUGUUGCAUCUCAAUGAUUCCGAAAGAUCAGGUUCUCAAGAGACUGUUGGUGAAGCUGUGUCGUCUAAAAAGCGAAAAGCUGCAGAGAAGGAAUCUGGAACAGAGGAAACUGGCAAUAGCAGAAAGGAAAGUAGUGAUAAAGGGUCAAAUGGUUCAAUACAAGCCAAUGAGAAAAAGGCUGCAACUAAAUAUACCAAGUUGAAAAGACUGAGAAGCAAGAAUGGUGGGGAAAUCGUCUCUGAAGGCAAUGAUGCUGAUUUCUCGACCCAAAAGGUUACUCCGAAAAAGUCCAGAAUCUCCAAAAAGGCAUUGUAUGAAGGAGAAGUGAUUUUGGACAGGAACACGGCUAUCCAGCUAAUUGAAAUGAAGGUCCUUAAGAAGUGUGAUCAAGGAGAAGAUGAAAUGCUAAACCAUGCAACUCCCAUAGCAAAGAACAAGCCAAAUAAUAAGUCUCCAAAUCCUAAGAAGAAAAAUGUAGAAGUCAAAAGUGAAGCCUCUGAUGACGAUAUAACACUGCCUCAAGGCACAUUACUAAACUGUGUUGAUGGCAUUGACUUGCCUGCUGAGGAUGUUGGCCACGCCUUGCAAUUUCUAGAAUUUUGUGAAGCUUUUGGAGAGGUUCUCAAUAUGAAGAAAGGGCAAUCUCAGCUGAUACUUAGAGAGUUACUUACUGGAAAAAGCAAACGCAAACACAAACUACGUUAUCCUUCGAUUGUGCAGUUUCAUAUUCGACUGCUUUCCAUGAUGCAAAAGGAUUUGGGAAAAGAGUAUCCUUGCCUUAGUCGGGAUUUAAGUGAAACUUCAUGGGCUCAAGUUCUUGGAGAAUACAUCAGUGAUUCUCAAAAACCAUUAAAGCGGUCACUGUCGGAUUGCUUAGAUAUGAGUGAUGAUAGAUAUGAGAAAUUAAAUUCCUCUAAAAAACUGCGACUCUUAAAUUUUCUAUGCGAUGAAUCUCUUGUCACCACAGAAUUCAGAAGCUGGAUUUAUGAACAAAACUCGAAAUUUGUCGAGAAAGAAAAGAAAAUGAAAGAAAAACUUCUUUCUCGGAGAGAGAGGGAGAGAAACAUGGAAAAAGAGAUGAAGCAGAAGUUGCAGGAUGAGAUAGCCAAAGCUAUUAUCAUGAAAAAUGGUGCACCUCUUUCCAUUUCGGAGAAUGAAGAGCUUAUUUCUAGAAUCAAGAAAGAAGUGGCACAAACUCUUGAAGUGGACUAUACUCUUGCAGGUACAUUGGAAGUGUCCGAGACAGUGGAUGAGGUGAUGCCCAAAGAGGAGGAGGAUUGUCGAUCAGAUGCUGUUAGAUCGGAGCCAAUAUUUUGGGACGGCCAUGGUCAUAAGUUUCUCAAAUUCUGGAGAUUGAGAGGCCACUUGGGUGAAUCCAAUAUUCUGCUUCAAGAUAUCGAGGUAGGGGAUUCAGUUGCAGCUAAAGAACAAUGGUACAACUACAGCACCGAACAAAAUGCUACGGUUGAAAAAUAUAUUUCAUCUUUCAGGAUGCAAAGGAAAUGA
Molecule: messenger RNA, 1911 nt
Organism: Hibiscus syriacus
Lineage: Eukaryota; Viridiplantae; Streptophyta; Magnoliopsida; Malvales; Malvaceae
Exons: 12
Coding region: 1-1911 (636 amino acids)
Biological process (GO): regulation of DNA-templated transcription
Cellular component (GO): nucleus
Source: RefSeq, a predicted model, not a curated record